Messenger RNA from Prorocentrum cordatum, 451 nucleotides. Lineage: Eukaryota; Dinophyceae; Prorocentrales; Prorocentraceae. The record is from the annotation of a GenBank genome assembly.
GUGGACUUCGGGGCCUGCCUGCACACAGACUGGCGCACGGGGGUCCAGGCCCGCCUCCGCUGGGCGGCGGGCGCGCCGGGCGCGCCAGCCUCGCAGCCGGCCGCUGCGGCGGUUCCGUCGCAGAGCGGGAUGUACGACGCCGCCUACCAGUGGCAGCUCAAGAACGGGGCGUGGGUGGACUUCGAGGACGAGGAGCAGCACGACCUAUUGCUGGCGUGGAGGAGCGGCAAGAACGUGUACAGAUAUGCUGCCCGCGGCCUCCAGUACGAGGUGGACUUCCAGUGGAUGCGGCAGACCAACCUGUGCACGAAGCACGCGAGGUCGAUCCGCGUCCGGAUCCACGAGGACCCCUGCGCCGGCAUCGCCGUCACGCUGGGGGCCGUGCCUCCGAAGGAGGAGCCCGCGUGGGACACCUACUGGCACAUCGGCGGCGAGCGCCGGCCGCUCGACG